CUAACAAUAUUUUAUUUUUUAGAGACAGACCUAUAAAAAUAAAAAUGGAUUUGUAUCUUUAUGGUUUAUUGUUAUUUUUCGCUGCGAUAUCUGCAGAGCCUACAGGCAACAUGAAACCUCUUGGUGAACAAAGAAAAUCUGAGGGUCAUAUUGAUGUGACUGAAGAUGCACCCGAUGUCCAGACUUUUUUUGAGAAAUAUAUUGCUGGAAGCAGGCCAAUAGUUUUCAAAGGAGCUGCUAAAAACAUGCCUGCAUUUAAAAAAUGGAAUGACGAAUAUUUAAAAGAGCAUUUUGGGGAGCUGCAAGUGGAUGUUGAAGAAGGGAAAAAAGAAAACAGGUCACUGUCAAUGUGGAGAUGGCCAUUUAAAAAGUUUUUAGAAACAUAUCAGAAAGAAGAUGUAUAUAUGGUUCAUAGUUUAGAAGAAAAAAUGCGAGGUGAUCUCCGUUUAUUUCCAAGUUUAUCAUGUGGAGGAUACACACGUGUACUGAACGAUGUUGUGAUGUGGUUCUCCAGUGGAGGGACCAAAUCAGUUCUCCAUAAUGAUCACAUAGACAACGUAAAUUGUUUAUUUAGCGGUUCUAAACAGUUAUAUAUGGUGGACUGGAAACAUCGCGAAUUUAUCGAUAUAGAUGCACCGAAUGGAGCUUUUAGCAAAGUAGAUGUUGAUGCUGUUGAUUUAGAUAAAUACCCGGGCAUAGCUAAGGCGCCAUGGUGGGAAGCUAAUAUGGUAGCUGGAGAUUGUUUGUUUAUUCCAUCAAGAUGGUUCCAUCAGGUCCGCUCGUUUACUGAUAACAAACGCAAUAUGGCUGUGAACGUUUGGUUUUACCAUAUGCAAAAGCUUAACUUGACUGACUGUGAGAAGAAUCAAGAUGCUGGCAAAUAUGUACCGCUCGAUAAAUUCAAAUUUGGAGAUUUAGAGUCUGCGCGGUAUGUUUUGAAGCUGGAGCUUCAGGAUGGACCAUUACAUGUUCGAAAGAUGACUGGUCGAAUAAAGGCACAUAUAGGUGCAGUGGCAAGUAAAGCAGAAAUAAAAGAGGUGUUGUCAAUGCUCGAUCGAGAUGGAGAUAAAAUGGUAACCAUGGAAGAAUUAGAUAAUCUCACGGAAGACGACUUAACGGUAUUAUCAAGGAUGUUCCCAGGGUUGGAAAGAGCAGUGAGUGAAGAGGAAAAUGGAGGCGAAGAGGGCGGUGAAGACCAAGAGGGUGGUGUAGGCAUGGAGGGUGAAGAAGGUGAUGAAGAUCUAGGUGAAGACGAGAGUUUAGAGCCAGAAAGAGAAGAGCUGUAGUAGAGAUACGAGAAAACAAAAAAGUGUGCUAUACUUCAGUGCUUAAAAAAAUGAAGAAAAUAUUUGAAACAUUUUUUUAUCGUUUUUAUACCUAGUCUUUUUAUAUUUCAAUUUUCUUUUUAUUUUGUUUUCAAAACAUUACAUUACAAAGAAAAUUACAAAAAACAUUACAAAAAGAUUACUUUGUUUUCUGGCGAUUACAAAAAGACGUAAAGAUUUGAAGCAUCAAUCUUUUCUUUCGAGGACUGCAUUAAGAACUAAAAUUUUCGACGGAAAGACUUUCGGACACAAUUUUUUUAUUAUGAAGUCAAAAAAUGUAUGGGUAAGUCUUUUGAACGAAUUUUAACCAAAUUUCAAAAGUAAUGAUUACGGGAAAUGACACAAAAAGAAGGGUAGAAGUAUUUAAAGUGUACAUAUAUUCACCAUAGAUCUAAAAAAGGGUCUUCAGGAUCCAACUUUAUAGAACGAAAAGAAAAAGUUCAAAAACGGAAGUUUUUAUUGAUUUUCUGAUUACCCUAUAUAUUAUUUUUAUGCAUUGGUCCUUUUUUAAAAAAAACUAGGUGAACCAAACUCUUUAGACAAAUAAAAUUUCCGUUCCUAAUGUAUUACGCAAAAAAUAAAGUUGACAGUACGAAUCGUUGUUGACAUUUUCAACUAAUUGGCGUUGUUAUUGACUGUAUUUAUUUUUAUUGACAUGGUGAUAUAUUGAUUUUUUGUAAUUAUUUCACUUUGUUAGGAAUUAUUUUAUUAGAAUGAAUGAAUAUCAGAAUGAAUAAUGAUCGAUCUUUUUCCAACUUUU
This is a messenger RNA of Hydractinia symbiolongicarpus, 2085 nucleotides long. Its product is annotated as bifunctional peptidase and arginyl-hydroxylase JMJD5-like. The record is from RefSeq and is a predicted model, not a curated record. Lineage: Eukaryota; Metazoa; Cnidaria; Hydrozoa; Anthoathecata; Hydractiniidae. Bases 45 to 1286 code for a protein of 413 amino acids. Gene Ontology annotation, molecular function: calcium ion binding; 2-oxoglutarate-dependent dioxygenase activity. The transcript is spliced from 8 exons.